AUGUGCUUUUUCCUGCUGUUUAUUGGAGAUGGAAAUUUGGGAAUACAAAGUGUGACCUGUAGAAGGUUUGGAGCAGCAAAUCCCAGAUUUCUGCAGGGAUGGUGUGUUUCAGGGGCAGGUGGGCAGUUCUGGGGUGGCUCUGCCUCACGAGGUGUAUCCAGGUACAGAACCUCUGGGGGGAGUUCCCAGGGCUGUCACUGCUGUCCCCAAGCCAGCUCUGGGGGUAAAACAAACUAUUGCAGUGGAAUCCAGAGCUGUCACCGUAACUGUGCCCUGUCAGCCCAAGGUCUGCACCUCCCUGAAGGACACUGGUGCAAGAGCAGCUGCAGCCAAGUGAGGGAAGUGUUGGAUCCAUCCCUUCAGCCCAGUGCUGAGAACAAAAACAGUGUGGAGAGCUGGGAGAGGCAGAUCCAGGGCCCUGAGGCCGUGGCAGAGCUCGUAAACCGAGCGGCCCGCGUGCGAGGCCCGGCCGGCAGCGAUGGCCGUGGCGUUUCCAUGGCCCGCCGCGCUCCCCGCGCUAUUGAGCCGCGAUCUCAUGGCUGGAAUUCCGUGGACGCAGCUGCUGCAUCAGCGCCCCCCGGGGAAUUCUGCUGCUCUGGUCAGAAGCAACCCAUAAAUAGCGGGGCCGCCCGCGCCGCCCGGCACAGCGGAACCACACGGACAGGCACAAUGACCGAGCAGCAAAGUCCCCCCGAGCAGAUGGCGACUGGGGAGGGUGCUGGCGAGCGAGGAGGCACCUACAAGGUCACCCUCUACGAGCUGGAGAAUUUCCAGGGGAAAAGGUGUGAGCUGACAGAGGAGCUGCCCAACAUCACCGAGAAGGAGAUGGAGAAGGUGGGCUCCAUCCAGGUGGAGUCUGGCCCGUGGCUGGGCUUCGAGCGCCAGGCCUACGCUGGGGAGCAGUUCGUGCUGGAGAAGGGCGACUACCCCCGCUGGGACUCGUGGUCCAACAGCCACAGCAGCGACAGCCUGAUGUCCAUCCGGCCCAUCCAGAUUGACAGCGCUGACCACAAGAUCCACCUGUUUGAGAACGCGGGCUACACCGGGCGCAAGAUGGAGAUCGUGGAUGACGACGUGCCCAGCCUGUGGGCCCACGGCUUCCAGGACCGUGUGGCCAGCGUCAAGGCCCUGAAUGGAACGUGGGUGGGCUACGAGUACCCCGGGUACCGGGGCCGCCAGCACGUCUUUGAGAAGGGCGAGUACCGGCACUGGAACGAGUGGGACGCCAACCAGCCCCUGAUCCAGUCCGUGCGCCGCGUGCGGGACCAGCAGUGGCACCAGCGGGGCUCCUUCGAGAACAGCUGAGGGAGCCCGACCCCGCCGGGGCCGCUCCAGGGCUCCCCCCGCUGCUGCUGCCGUGACCGUGGUGUUCUCUUUGUGCAAAAACCUCAAUAAAGCUCUGAGCUG
This is a messenger RNA of Camarhynchus parvulus, 1407 nucleotides long. RefSeq names its product beta-crystallin B1-like. Gene Ontology annotation, biological process: visual perception; lens development in camera-type eye. Gene Ontology annotation, molecular function: structural constituent of eye lens. The record is from RefSeq and is a predicted model, not a curated record. Lineage: Eukaryota; Metazoa; Chordata; Aves; Passeriformes; Thraupidae.